ACACACACACACACACACACACACUCACACACAGAGUUGAACCUGUUAGCAUGGCCAAGCAUGUGUGUGUCCGGUCAGUCCUCUCUCUUCGGCGUGCUCGCCUGUGGAGUGCAUUGCCCAGUUUUCAGACUCAACCUCAGGUCCAAGUGCUGCAGCACAGACAGAUCAGCCGACAGUCUCAACUCUUCACAGACUCUCAGAAUUACAGGUCACCCAACUCCAAGGUCUUAGUGCAUUUCAUCAACCAGGACGGAGUCAAGAACAGUGUCACAGCCUCUGAAGGGGAGACCUUGCUGGAUGUAGUCAUCAACAAGAACUUAGACAUUAGCGGAUUCGGAGCCUGUGAAGGUACCCUCGCCUGCUCCACAUGCCACUUGGUCUUUGAGGAAAACAUUUAUGAUCGCUUGGAGCCAAUGGUGGACGAAGAGGUCGACAUGCUGGAUCUUGCUUAUGGUCUCAGCAAAACAUCUCGACUGGGUUGCCAGAUCACUGUGGAAAGCUGGAUGGAUGGCAUGACGGUGCGCGUACCACAGGAGGUGAAGGACCAACGAUCAGCGGGGCAAUGACAGACCGACGAAUGAAAAUGUCAAACUCAUGAACAUACGAUACACACACACACACACACACACACACACACACACACACACACACACACACACACACACAUUGAUUUUGAACAAAUUGUUGAUUCAUGUAUGGGAUGUGAGUCUUUUAUGUCAGCGUUUUAUCUGUAUCUGAUGAUGAUAUCUGUACCCCAGAGAAAUGUCUUCUUGUUACGAAACUGUUAGGCGUCUGAAAAUGCAUACUCACACCCUUUCAGAAGAAGGGGAGAGUGGGGUAAGUUUUACUGAAGUGAACUGCUAAGGGAAUAUGAGACAGGAAUAAAAUACAUGUGU
This is a messenger RNA of Sardina pilchardus (European sardine), 896 nucleotides long. It is a transcript of the gene fdx1b, whose product is annotated as ferredoxin 1b. The coding region runs from base 51 to 566 and encodes 171 amino acids. Gene Ontology annotation, biological process: P450-containing electron transport chain. Gene Ontology annotation, molecular function: 2 iron, 2 sulfur cluster binding. The transcript has 4 exons. Lineage: Eukaryota; Metazoa; Chordata; Actinopteri; Clupeiformes; Clupeidae. The record is from RefSeq and is a predicted model, not a curated record.